UCGGCCAAAACCUUCGUCGCCACGCUUCUCACAUACAUAUCUACAUCGACCCAAGACUGAGUAUGCCUUCCUACAACUCUUCGUCUCCUUCCACCGUCCCUCACAAGAGAGACUUACCGGCGCUCCUCGAGGCCGCGCGGCCGUUCCUCCGAGAGGAGCUGGACAAGGUAGAUCCCGAUCUGCCCUCCCUCGUCACCGUCCUCCGUUCCGCCGGAGCUGGCGAGUGCUACCACAAGCACGGCAGCUUCCUCGCCCACCUCACCGAUGUCUACCGCAUCCUCAAACUGUGGUGCGCCCCCGAUGCCGUCGCCCGCUGCGGCCUCUACCACUCCGCCUACUCCAACUCCUACGUCAACCUCGCCAUCUUCGACCCCAGCACCGGCCGCGACCGCGUCCGCGGCAUCAUUGGCGGCCCGGCGGAGCGCCUCGUGCACCUCUUCUGCGUCGUGCCGCGCCAGACCCUCAUCCACGACGACCUCCUCUUCCGCUACUCCGACGACGAGCUCGUCGAGCACCUCGAGCGCUCGGAGGCUUCGCUCCGAGCCGCGAAGGAGAGGGGCGCGUUCGACGAGUCGGAGCCGUGGCGGAGAAAGCUGCGGUCGCUGGUCCCGGCGGAGGGGAUGAUCGUGAAACACAUCAGGACGGGCGAGGACACUGUGGUGCCGAGAAGGGUGGUGGCGACCUUUCUGCUGAUGACCAUCGCCGACUUCAGCGACCAGUAUAUGGAUUUCCAGGACAAGCUGUUCGAGAACGAGAACGGGCGGCUGGAGCUCAACGGCAACGCGUGGACGGCGCUGUGGCCGGGAACAGGGAAGCCGGGCCUGUAUAUGAACUCGCUGUCGAGGAUGGGGGCACUCUACACGCUGAUAGCGAGGGAGGAGGAGAUAUACCUGGAGGAGAGGAAGAGGAUGAGCAGGGACGAGGGGUUGCCGAUGCCCGGAAGGGAAGAGGAGAUGGAGCUGAUGAUCCCCCCAGUGUUCGACAACUGCACCAAAGUGUUGGAAGCAAAGGAUCAAACAGUCGGUAGGGAUUACUACUGGGAGGCGAUAUGUGGGGACUGGGAGAAGGAAGGGGAGAAGGGGUGGGAGAAGGUGGAGGGGCUGUUGGGGGAGAGCAUAAGGAGGAAUCCCUUCGUGGGGGAGCCGCAUCUGGUGUUAGGGCAGGUGUACAUGAACCAGGGGAAGUACGAGGAGGCGGAGGCGGCGGCGGGGAAGGGGCUGAGGCUGUUGCUGGAGUGGGGGAGCAGCUGGGACAAGAGGAUGAGUUGGGAGGGAUGGGUGGCGUGGGGGAGGGUGUUGUCGGCCAAGGCGAAGGAGAAGACAUGGCCCCACUCGUCGUGGGGCAUCGCCAACCUUGGACUCGUGAGGUGAAGGCUGGUCCCGUCCCGUCCUGUCCUGUCCUGUCAUGUCAAAGAAACCCAGGAAGGGGAAGGAAGAGGCUGUAUUUAGUUUUUGCUCAUCAAUAAAUGUUGUAAAUAGUUUUUCGCAUAACUAAAA
Musa acuminata subsp. malaccensis (wild Malaysian banana) is the source of this 1496-nucleotide messenger RNA. RefSeq lists its product as uncharacterized. The record is from RefSeq and is a predicted model, not a curated record. NCBI's taxonomy places the organism in Eukaryota, Viridiplantae, Streptophyta, Magnoliopsida, Zingiberales, Musaceae. Gene Ontology annotation, molecular function: protein binding.